AUGAAAACCGAACAACCAAAUGAAUCUUCACGCUCAUCGUGUGAGCCACCCUCGGAAACUUCGCUCGAGAAGCCACCAUCUCCAAGAGAUGUCCACGGUGUUAAGUGGGCUUUAGUGGUUAUUGCGUUGCUGUCAUCCUUGUUCUUGUAUGCACUUGACAACACAGUGGUGGCCAAUGUUCAGCCAAAAGUCGUUGAAACCUUUGGCCACGUAAGCCUGGUUCCUUGGCUGGGUGUUUCUUUUGCUCUAGCUUCCGCUGCCACGACCUUAAUCUGGUCCAAGGCCUACGGCACUUUCUCCGCAAAGAAGCUUUACAUCGGAAGCACAGCCGUGUUCAUGGGUGCAUCGGCUCUCUGCGGUGGUGCUCCAGAUAUCAACAGCUUUAUCGUCGGUCGUGCCAUUGCAGGCGUUGGUGGCUGUGGGAUGUAUAUGGGUCUGUUAACUCUGAUGUCGGUGACCACAGACAACGUUGAACGUCCCAAAUAUCUCAGCCUGACUGGGUUCAUCUGGGGUGUCGGCACAGUUCUGGGGCCAGUAAUUGGCGGCGCCCUUGGUGACAGCAAGGCAACCUGGCGUUGGGCAUUUUAUCUGAACCUGCUAGUCGGGGCGGUCGCAGCACCAGUUUACUUCAUCCUCUUGCCCGACUUCAGACCUCAGAAGGAUGUGCCCAUUCUCAAGCGCUUUGGCCAGAUUGACUACAUUGGAGCGUUGCUAUCCAUUGGUACUUUCCUAUGCUCGAUUAUGGCAAUGAACCUCGGCGGAGUUUUGUGGACAUGGAGCAGCUCGAACAGCAUCGGCCUCUUUGUGGGCGCCGGUGUAUUGUUCAUCCUGUUUGGGAUUCAACAAAGCUAUACCAUCGGAACCAGCCUUGAGGACCGCAUGUUUCCCAUGCACUUUUGGAAGAGCCGUACCUUGAUUGUUCUCUUUUUUACCAUGAUGUUGGCGACCUUUGGUAGCUUCAUCGGCAUCUAUUACUUGCCCAUCUACUACCAAUUCGCUCGUGGAAGCACGGCCGUUGAGACAUCUGUACAUCUCCUGCCCUUUAUCCUACUCCUAGUCGCCUUCAAUCUGAUCAACGGGCAAUACAUGGGCAAGACCGGCUAUUAUUACCCUUGGUACAUUGCUGGAGCUGCUCUCGAGUUGAUCGGCGGUGUUCUCCUCUACACCGUGGACGAACACACAUCUGAUGCCAAGAUCUACGGUUACACUAUCAUCCUUGGUACCGGUGUCGGCUGCUUCUGCCAAGCCGGAUUCGCGAUCGCACAGAUGAAGGUCAAGCCUGAGGAGAUCCCCUACUGUGUGGGUUUUAUGACGGUCGGCCAGAUGAUGGGAAUCGUCUUCGGCACUGGUAUCUCCGGCGCUCUGUUUGUCAACUACGCGCAACAGGCCCUGGCAAAGGUAUUCCCAAAUGCCAGCGAGGACGAGCUCUCGGACGCCAUCUCAGGCGUGGGCAGCCAGCUCCUCCGCUCUGCAAGCUCCGAGGAAUAUGCUGCGGCCAUCCACGGUAUCACUGAGGCGAUCCAGUGUGCUUACGUGCCUAUCAUCGCUGCCGGAGCCAUUUGCUUGGUCUGCAGCUUGCUGAUGAAGCACGAGAAAGUCUUUGUCACAGGGGCCUUCUCUUGA
Messenger RNA from Penicillium coprophilum, 1623 nucleotides. RefSeq lists its product as uncharacterized. Bases 1 to 1623 code for a protein of 540 amino acids. Gene Ontology annotation, molecular function: transmembrane transporter activity. The transcript has 4 exons. NCBI's taxonomy places the organism in Eukaryota, Fungi, Ascomycota, Eurotiomycetes, Eurotiales, Aspergillaceae. Gene Ontology annotation, biological process: transmembrane transport. The record is from RefSeq and is a predicted model, not a curated record.